Messenger RNA from Vicia faba (fava bean), 987 nucleotides. Lineage: Eukaryota; Viridiplantae; Streptophyta; Magnoliopsida; Fabales; Fabaceae. The record is from the annotation of a GenBank genome assembly.
AUGGAUCUUUUUCAAAACCCAUCUUCUCAAAAACCAAACAGAAUGGAAACAUCUAUAUGGGUUGCAAAAUUUGUGCUCAUGUCCAUAGGAAUCAUCUCAAUUCUUGUUCUGUUGAAAGUUGCAAUAAUCCCAUACACAUUUGAUCUUGUUCUAUCAACUCUUCCUCAACUUUGGUUCUCAAUAAAAAGAUGGUUAACACUUCCUUUUCUUUAUAUUAUUGUUAACUUCAUCAUCAUCACCAUUGCUGCUUCUUCAGGCUUUUCUGAACCCAAACACCAAACAAUAACAACCGUUUUAGAAACUACCACCAACCCAAUUGAGCUAGAAGACCAAACAAAUGAACUACAUGAAGAAGAAAAAGAGGUUGAAGAAGUUGCAGAAGAUGAAAAAGAUGAAGAAGAGAAAAGGGUUGUUGAAGUUGAGGACUGUGAAUUAUUCUGCAACAAAUUCAUCACUGACCCAUCACAGAAAAAAUGCAGCAACGAUUACUACUUGACGAAUUCUGAUGAUAAAGUUAAAGACUUUGGAUUAUUCUGCAACAAACUCAUCAUUGACCCGUCAUCAGAAAAAUGCAGAAACGACUAUAACUUGAUAGAUUCAGAUGAUAAAGGUGAUGAUAUUGAUGACAGUUUGGAAGCAACAUGGAAAGCUAUAAUGGAAGGACAAGAGAAAACAAUGAAGCCGCAUCUGAAGAAAAGUGAUACUUGGACUGCAAGGAUUGUGAAAGCAGAGCCAUUUCGUAACAAUGGUGGUUUUGGUGGUGGUGGCGGUGACGACGAUGAUGAUCCAGUAGCUUGGGCUCAAAGGGAAUUGAAAAAGUCAGAAACUUUCAAUGAUAGAGCUUCUUUAAGGAGAGAAAAAUCAAUAAGUCCUGAGGAAUUGAAUAAAAGGGCUGAAGCUUUUAUUCAGAAGUUUAAUAAUCAGAUGAAGUUGCAGAGACUUGAAUCUUAUCAGCGUUUUAUGAAAUUGGUCAACCGUGGUGUUUGA